Messenger RNA from Labeo rohita (rohu), 3869 nucleotides. RefSeq names its product solute carrier family 1 member 1 (gene slc1a1). Gene Ontology annotation, biological process: L-glutamate transmembrane transport. The coding region runs from base 204 to 1787 and encodes 527 amino acids. Gene Ontology annotation, cellular component: plasma membrane. Gene Ontology annotation, molecular function: glutamate:sodium symporter activity; L-cysteine transmembrane transporter activity; L-glutamate transmembrane transporter activity. The transcript is spliced from 12 exons. The record is from RefSeq and is a predicted model, not a curated record. Lineage: Eukaryota; Metazoa; Chordata; Actinopteri; Cypriniformes; Cyprinidae.
AGCCAAGUGACUCUGGCACAGACACAGAAGCAGCAGCAGAUCACAUCACCCCUCCCAACCGCAGCUUCACGGCAAAACCUGCUGCUGCCGCCUCACAUUAUUCGCCACCGGCGCUCCGUCUGACUGAAACGACGAAAAGGACGGCUGCGCGGCUCGCCGUAUUCAUUCGCCUUUCCGUAUAGCCCAUCGUGUGCCUGUCCGUCAUGGAUAUGCUGGGGAAGAAAGAGCGGAGAGGCAGGGAUGUGAAGGGAUUGUUGAAGAGGAACUGGGUUCUCAUAGCAACCAUCACCUCGGUGAUACUGGGGAUCGGGCUGGGAGUGCUGGUGCGGGACUACACCUCUCUGUCCCAGCUGGACAAACAGUACUUUGGCUUCCCAGGAGAUAUCCUGAUGAGAAUGCUAAAGCUGGUCAUCCUGCCCCUCAUCGUCUCCAGCAUGAUAACAGGAGUGGCAGCGCUGGACUCUGAGGUGUCGGGCAGGAUCGGUCUUCGUGCCGUUGUUUAUUACCUCUCCACUACCAUCAUUGCUGUCAUUCUUGGAAUCGUUCUUGUGACGACGAUUAAACCCGGGGUCUCUCAGAGUGCUGAAAAUUUAGAGAGAGCAGGAAGCACUCCGAAUGUGACCACUGUUGACACCCUGCUGGACCUUAUUAGGAAUAUGUUUCCUGAAAAUCUUGUGCAAGCCUGUUUUCAGCAGUAUAAGACGCAGCGCAAAGAGAUUGAACCACCGAAAACCAACAUAAACACAACUAAUACGACUACAUUCCCACCGUUCACCACCAUUAUUUCAGCAGUUGCACAGAAUUUGACCAAAGACUACAAGAUCAUGGGCUCAUAUUCAGAUGGCAUUAAUGUUCUUGGUCUGAUCGUGUUCUGUGUGACUUUUGGCCUGGUCAUCGGCAAGAUGGGAGAAAGGGGCCGAAUCCUGCUCGAGUUCUUUGAUGCUCUGAAUGAGGCCACCAUGAGAAUUGUUCAGAUUAUUAUGUGCUACAUGCCUAUCGGCAUCUUGUUCCUAAUCGCCGCCAAGAUCAUCGAGGUGGACGACUGGGAAAUCUUCAGGAAGAUGGGCAUGUACAUGGUGACAGUGCUCAGCGGACUAGCCAUCCAUUCCAUGAUAUUCCUCCCCCUCAUAUACUUUGUGUUUGUGAGGAAGAAUCCAUUCACCUUCACUCUGGGAAUGGCACAGGCUUUGCUAACAGCUCUCAUGAUUUCCUCAAGCUCAGCCACUCUGCCGGUCACGUUCCGAUGCGCAGAGGAGAACAACAGGAUCGACAAGAGAAUCACCCGUUUCGUCCUUCCAGUCGGUGCGACUAUCAAUAUGGACGGCACUGCGCUGUAUGAAGCCGUUGCUUCUAUAUUCAUAGCCCAAUUGAACAACCUCGACCUGGACGCUGGCCAGAUUGUUACCAUUAGUAUCACAGCAACAGUCGCCAGCAUCGGUGCAGCAGGAGUUCCAAAUGCUGGACUGGUAACCAUGGUGAUAGUCCUCACAGCAGUGGGCCUUCCUGCCAGUGAUGUCACCCUCAUCGUCGCUGUUGAUUGGCUGCUCGAUCGCUUCCGUACCAUGGUCAACGUGCUGGGAGACGCCUACGGCGCUGGAAUAGUCCAGAAGCUGUCAAAACGAGAACUAGAAAGGAUGGACCUGACUUCAGACGUGGACGCGGCCAACCCCUUCGCCCUAGAGACCACGCUGGACGACGACGAGUGCGAGAAGAAAUCUUACGUGAACGGUGGAUUCACCAUCGACAAAAGCGACGCCAUUUCCUUCACCGAGACCUCGCAGUUCUAGAGGUGAACGUCUGUCCUGAAAAUGUGACGUCGCUGAAAGAGUUCAGAGAGGUAGGAGCCAUUCAUAAAAGCUGUGCCAUGACUAGGACGGAAAGUCAUUAGCGAGGACAUGAUUGAGCGCGGACAUUAGCAAUACCUGCCCUUGCGGUUCUCCUUCCUUCAUUUUUCCAACCGUGCUCUUGAACUUACGUGUGCGCCAGACUGAGAGAAAAAACGGACGUGAGAAAACUGUGCUUCCACAGCUCAUUAACCUGUUGCCAUGACUUAUGCAAAGCUGUUUUCUUUUUAGUUUCCUUUGGUUUUGUACUAACGAAUAGCUUUUUAGCAGUAGGCCAUUUUCGUAUUUGUGUGUCUGAGAAGGAGCUCUGUGCAAUCUUGCGCAUCUGUUUGAAAGAAGCUCGGCAGAUUAGUGUAACGUACGCAUGUUGCUAACUAGCCAAUGUUAUUAUACAGAGAAAACGCUGAGUUCAAAAUUUUUAUUCGCAAAUUACGUUCAAGUUUCAAAAUCAGUAACGUGUGAAAUGUUGCCAGUUCUGUAUUUGCACUUGCUAUCGAAAGCCAAAUGUUUAUGAGCUUUGCGUGUCUUUCAUUUCAGAUUUGUGCCAAAUUGAAUGUGUUGAUAUGAAGGGGAACAUUUUUAUACAAACGUUGCAUGAUAAGGAUUUGAUGUGGAGUACAGAAAUGGCCUUUGGAAUGAAAAUCAGAUCCUUUGUACAUAUAUUUUGUCAUGAUACUGAAAGUGGCAAGCCUUAAUAGUUUCUUCAGCAAGCCACUGAUUUAUCAUUUUUCUUCUCCUUCUGUUGUUGAAUCAUAGCUAUUUUGAGGAAUAUUUUUAAAAGACCAUGCCGACCAUGUUGUCAGUGCCAAAUUUCUGCCAUUGAGCCAGUUUUAACGUUCUUUUACAGUAAUUAAUUUUUUAAACACUGCCAGUCAAAAGUUUUUGAACCGUUAGAUUUUUAAUGUUUUUUUAAAGAAGUAUCUUCUGCUCACCAAGCCUGCAUUUAUAUGAUUUAAAGUACAGCAAAAACAGUACAAUUUUGAAAUAUUUUUACUAUUUAAAAUAACAGUUUUCUAUUUCUGUGAUCAAAGCAAAAUUUUCUUAUUCAUUACUCCAGUCUUCAGUGUCAAAUGAUCCUUCAGAAAUCAUUCUAAUAGGCUGAUUUGCUUCUCAAGAUACAUUUAUUAUUAUUAUUAUUAUUAUUAUCAGUAUUUAAAACAGUUGAGUAUUUUUUUUCUUUUUCAGAAAUAGAAUAGAAAGAAUUUUUAGAUUUUGAAUAGAAAGAUCCAAAGAUCAGCAUUUAUCUGAAAUAAAAAGCUUUUGUAACAUUAUACACUAUACCAUUCAUACACUUGGAGUCAGUAUAUUUUUAAGGAAAGAAACUCUAGAAAUUUAUACUUUUAUUUAGCAAUGAUGUUUUAAUUAAACUGAUCAGAAGUGACGAUAAAGGCAUUUAUAAUGUUACAAAAUGUUUCUAUUUCAGAUAAAUGCUGUUUUACUGAACUUUCCUUUUAUCAAAGAAACCUGAAAAAAUUCUACUCAGUUGUUUUCAACACAAUAACAAUAAUAAUAAUAAUAAUAAUAAAUGUUUUUGAGCAGCAAAUCAGAAUAUUACAAUGAUUAUUGAAGGAUCAUGUGACUGGAGUAAUGAUGAUAAAAAUUCAGCUUUGAAAUCAAUGGAAAAAAUACAUUUUAAAAUAUAUUUAGAUAGAAAACUGUUAUUUAAAUAGUAAAAAUAUUCCACAAUAUUACUGUUUUUGUUGUACUUUGAAUCAAAUAAAUACAGGCUUGGUGAGAAGAAGAGACUUCUUUAAGAACUUCAAAUAUCUUACUGUUCAAAAACUUAUGACUGGUAGUGUACUUUGGGUUACAUCAGAAAUGAGAGAAAACGAUCAAUGUGAAGCAUUAACGGUCUGUGUUUGAGGUUAGAGAACUGAAAUAACACUGUAAAGCACACCAUCGUACAACUGUAUUUAUACAGUACAGUAGUCAAAUUAGUUAUACUGUAUGAUUCAACAAGUACUGUAUGUGUAUCCACAAAAUAAUAAAGACAAAUGUGUCAACACCUACAAAAUUCCACGAAUU